Messenger RNA from Manihot esculenta (cassava), 1527 nucleotides. RefSeq lists its product as uncharacterized. The transcript has 3 exons. Bases 69 to 572 code for a protein of 167 amino acids. NCBI's taxonomy places the organism in Eukaryota, Viridiplantae, Streptophyta, Magnoliopsida, Malpighiales, Euphorbiaceae. The record is from RefSeq and is a predicted model, not a curated record.
CAAGAUUCAAUCUCUCUUCCUUUGAAUCAAAGUUGAACCACACUAAAUCUUUGACGCCUAAACAAGAAAUGGCAAACACUAGUGUUCUAUUCAGCUUUUGUUCUCUGUUAAUGUCUGCAAUCUUUGCUUACUCAGGUUUUGUCCAGUUAAAUGAUCCAGAUUGGUACUUUUGGUUCCCUCUCUAUGCUAGCUCUUGUGUUGUUAAUAUGCUCAACUGGGCAAUCUCCUCAAAUUUUAUAAGGAAAAUUGCAGAGGUCACUUUAUGGCUGGGUAUAUUCCUGUUUUUUAAGGUUGUAAUGGAAGAUUUUGUAAAUGAAACUGCUGGAUUUUGGUCAUUGGAUUUGAGUGAGAGAGUUGUAAGAGAGAAAACUGGAAGUGGGUUGGUCAUCUUUUCCUUGAUUCUGCAAUUGCAAGCAUUAUCCAAGCUAGAGAAUUCCAAGUCUGGAAAUCAAAGAAAGAAAAAAGUAUUUCCAAGAUUUGUUGAAUAUGGAAUGGCUAUCUUGGUGAGCUUCAGUUUUGGACUCCCUUUGGUCUUCUUUGUAGUUAGAAAUGAAGAAAUGAAGUUUGACUAAAUCAAUGAUGAGCUUUCUUUGAAAAUCAACUACUUAUAGCUUGCACAUUUUCAAGUUUCAAUAUCCCACAACUAUUUUCCACAACUUACUAGUUGUGGUAUGAGGGAUAUUAAUGAUUUUUUUUCUUCUCUGUGUAAUACGUGAGAUUUUUAUAAAAUAUAUUGGCUUUAGAGUUUAAAAGCUCUAAAUUUGUAUUAUACUCUUCUUUAUAAUGGUUCAUCGCUUUAUUUUCGUUUUAUCCGCAUGUAUAGAUUUUAUGAUCGAACCACUUCUGUGUCUAUUCUCUUUCUUUUUUUCUUAUAUUAUGAUUGAUAAGUGUGUGCACUCCUAAUAUUCUGUAUUUGUUUCAUCAAUAAUAAAUUUAAAGAAGGCAAAGGUUGUAGGUGAAAGAGGUAAAAUCUGUAAAUCCACACUUACAAGUACGAAUAGCUCAUGUUUUUCGAUUUAAAAAAAAAAAAAGAAUAGCAUGUUUCCUACCGAAAAGACCAAAGAAAUAUAUCGAAGAUCUUAUAAAUAGCAAUGGGUUUGCAUUCAAUUUUGAAACUUGAUUUAAAUUUCACUUUUCGACUAUCAUUUGAAAAUAAUUCCAUCAUCAAGCAUAUUGGAAAGAAUAUUUUAAAAAAUUGACCCAAGAUUGUUGUAAGGGCACUACAAGAGGUGAAUAUUAUAAACCUCCAGUAUUUGACCGUUUCACAAUUAAAAUAUUCGAGCUUCUUCAGAACUCCCAUAAUCACCUUCAUAGAUAUCUUUUAGGAUUUUCUGGCCUUCCUACUUUAUAACACACAGUAGCCAUGGCUGUGUCGAGGACUUCUUGUAUAACCAAUCAUCAAUUAGUGCAUAUUUAGAAGACUUCUUUAUUAUCUAUUUGGCCGAUAACUCAUCGGCUGGAAGAAUAUCUUAUGUUAAAAAUUUCUAUACGGGCGUCAUCCAUGAUUUAUUCUCUUCUAUAGGAAAA